Molecule: messenger RNA, 681 nt
Organism: Didymodactylos carnosus
Lineage: Eukaryota; Metazoa; Rotifera; Eurotatoria; Philodinida; Philodinidae
Source: the annotation of a GenBank genome assembly
AUGGCCAGAAACUCUUCAUGGAGUCGAUUUUUUGCUCAUAAUAGACGAAAAUAUGCAAAACUCGGGGCAAGAAAUCUAGCCGAUCUUCAGAGAAUGCCGCAACAACUCUCUCGUCGUCUGGAAAAAUCGUUUGUCGUGAAACGUACUGAUCGUCCGUUUUCCAGUAUUCCGGUUGAUCAAGCGUUAGAAUCUAGUAUCAAUCGAUUAGGUAAAGGCAGGAACGGCGUGUCUGAGAAAUUCAGUAAUCAGGGAAUAGAGAGUUUUUGUCAAACGCUAAUAUUCCGGACAAUGAUCUAUUCCGCCAUUAAUGACAUCGUCGAAAUCGAGACCAAUGACAACGACAGUCACAUCGAAUGUCAACAAAAUAGACUGGAACUAGAUAUGCGUGAUUUACAAGUAAUAGUGACAAAGUUAAAUGAAGAAAAACUAUUUCGCGAUGAUAAACAAAAUUUAACUGAAUUGUUUUCUGGGAAGAUAAUUCAUGAGGCAAUUGUAGAUGAUAUUUGCUCAAGUUUCGAUCGUGGCGAGCUGGAACUGAAAAAAUUCAUUAAAGAGCAAUUAAUUGACAGAACAGUUGAUAUCGAUCCCAAAAUGCAAACGAUGAAAACGUUGAAAUUGAUUGAUACAGACACUUACGGACUCAACAAACCAAAAGCACAGAAAAAAGUAGGUGUUCACUAA